Symphalangus syndactylus (siamang) is the source of this 434-nucleotide messenger RNA. RefSeq names its product ATP synthase subunit f, mitochondrial-like. The record is from RefSeq and is a predicted model, not a curated record. Gene Ontology annotation, biological process: proton motive force-driven mitochondrial ATP synthesis. Gene Ontology annotation, molecular function: proton-transporting ATP synthase activity, rotational mechanism. Lineage: Eukaryota; Metazoa; Chordata; Mammalia; Primates; Hylobatidae. Gene Ontology annotation, cellular component: proton-transporting ATP synthase complex.
AUGGCGUCAGUCAUACCAGUGAAGGACAAGAAACUUCUGGAAGUCAAAUGGGUGGAGCUGCCAAGCUGGAUCUUGACGCGGGACUUCAGCCCUAGUGGCAUUUUUGGAGCGUUUCGAAGAAGUUACUACCGGUACUACAACAAGUACAUCAAUGUGAAGAAGCGGAGCAUCUCGGGGGUUACCAUGGUGCUGGCAUGCUACGUGCUCUUCAGCUACUGCCUUCCCUACAAGCAGCUCAAGCACGAGCGGCUCUGCAAAUACUACCUAAGAGGACACGCUCGGCGCCCCCCCACCCCACGACCUUCUUGGCCUGAGCCCCUCCGUGAGGAACACAAUCUCGAUCGUUGCUGAAUCUUUUCAUGUCCUAAUGGGAAUUAACCUCCAAAUAAAAGAUGACUGGUAAAAAAAUUAAAAAACAUAAAGUAAAAAUAAAU